This is a messenger RNA of Lactuca saligna, 306 nucleotides long. The record is from the annotation of a GenBank genome assembly. NCBI's taxonomy places the organism in Eukaryota, Viridiplantae, Streptophyta, Magnoliopsida, Asterales, Asteraceae.
AUGGCGUCUCAGAAUCAGCGUUACAGAGCCGGUGAAGCCAAAGGCCAAGCUGAAGAGGAAACCAAACAGACCGGCAGCUACAUGUCGGAGAAGGCCGGAGAGGUAAAAGAGAAGGCGUCGCAGAUGGAUCAGUCUACAAAAGAGACGGCGGCGGUCGGGAAAGAGAAGACCGGAGGGUUGAUGAAGCGGACAGGUGAGCAAGUGAAGAGUAUGGCACAAGGUGCUGCUGAUAAGAUGAAACAGUCAUUUGGUAUGGCCGGCAGCGGCGAGGAGGAGGAUGAUGAGUUGGUGCUGGGUCGUGGGUGA